Oncorhynchus nerka (sockeye salmon) is the source of this 3023-nucleotide messenger RNA. RefSeq names its product homeobox protein HMX3-like. The coding region runs from base 1846 to 2766 and encodes 306 amino acids. Gene Ontology annotation, molecular function: DNA-binding transcription factor activity, RNA polymerase II-specific; RNA polymerase II transcription regulatory region sequence-specific DNA binding. Gene Ontology annotation, biological process: regulation of transcription by RNA polymerase II. Gene Ontology annotation, cellular component: nucleus. The transcript has 2 exons. The record is from RefSeq and is a predicted model, not a curated record. NCBI's taxonomy places the organism in Eukaryota, Metazoa, Chordata, Actinopteri, Salmoniformes, Salmonidae.
CCCCCUGACAGGGCAGAGUGUUGUCCCCCUGACAGGGCAGAGUGUUGUCCCCCUGACAGGGCAGAGUGUUGUCCCCCUGACAGGGCAGAGUGUUGUCCCCCUGACAGGGCAGAGUGUUGUCCCCCUGACAGGGCAGAGUGUUGUCCCCCUGACAGGGCAGAGUGUUGUCCCUCUGACAGGGCAGAGUGUUGUCCCCCUGACAGGGCAGAGUGUUGUCCCCCUGUCACAUGGUUCACAGGGCAGAGUGUUGCCCCCCUGCCACAUGGUUAGAAUAAGGUUGAUUGGGCUAAUGAUGGGCUAAUGAUGGGCUAAUGAUUGGGCUAAUGAUUGGGCUAAUGAUUGGGCUAAUGAUGGGCUAAUGAUUGGGCUAAUGAUGGGCUAAUGAUUGGGCUAAUGAUUGGGCUAAUGAUGGGCUAAUGAUUGGGCUAAUGAUUGGGCUAAUGAUGGGCUAAUGAUUGGGCUAAUGAUUGGCUAAUGAUUGGCUUAUGAUUGGGCUAAUGAUUGGGCUAAUGAUGGGCUAAUGAUUGGGCUAAUGAUUGAGCUAAUGAUUGGGCUAAUGAUUGCCUACAGGACUUCCUCUCUGCAAAUCAGAUUAUAUUCUGAGUGAAACUUCUGUUGUUGCAAGACGUAGUAUACACAAGUAUUUUAGUAUGUUUGUUCAUACCAGAAGUUAGGCUUCAUUUAAAGUGGGAUAAAACUCACUAAACAAAUCACUGGUUAAUAAAUGUACUUCCAUAUCUGAAAUAAAUCAUUUAUAUUUGACUUGAAAGAUAAAUAAAAAACGUUUUUUUUUUUUUCUGGAAUAUAAAAAUGUGCAGCUCAUUGUCAUCAUUCAGACAGCAUGUGGCACCAACAGGUGAUAAUGCAGGUAAAAGCACAACUGUCAGCAUCUAGUAAAACAGCCCCCCAUUCACCCAUUAACAAUGACUUAACAGUUUCACCCUAUUCAUGUUGUACAUGCACUGCUAAUGAGUAGACCUGUCAUUACCACCAAUUAGGACAUGUGUUUACUUAUUAAAUGCCUGUUUGACAGGAAGUCAUUGUUAGUAACGUCUGAGUGCAUUACCCAUCUACUUCCAUUUUGCUUUCAAAUUGGAUUUCAUGGCCGAAAACACGCCCAUCCCAUUCAGCCUGGAGGAGGGGGGGUCACAGUCUGGGUUGACUUGUCGGUCAGUGCAAAAAUAGAUCCUUGGGACGUUUCUACCCCUCAACCCUAUACUUAAACCCAAUCCUAACCCUAUACUUAAGCCCAACCCUAACCAUUUUAAAUGUCAAUGGGGGAUGUCCCAAGGAUCCCGCCUAGCAGGCCGACCCUACCUACUACCCUGCUCCUGUCCCCUCCUCCCUCCCUUCCUCUGCUCUUCUCUUCUCCCCCCGUAGGCCUACCCUACCUAUUCUUGUCCUCCUGUCCCCUCCCUUCCACUGCUCUCCAGUUUCAUCUCAAAUCCCAUUUGCCAUUGUAGCCAACAUGCCCAAUCGCCCAGGACUGCGCGCAUUUAACAGUUUUAUGUAAUCGUUAGUAGAAUGCGGUGCAAGUCUGACGCAUUGAUCAUUGUGCCAUUUAUCAUUGCUGCGAUCAUUCCAGGACAGACCUGCCUCAAGAUUUAUGCUACAUUUUACAUUUAAAUUCGAGUCAUUUAGCAGAUGCUCUUAUCCAGAGUGAUUUACAGAAGUGAGUGCAUACAAUUUCGCACUUUAAAAAAAUAUAUAUAUUUUUCUUUAUUCUCAAAGCAUUCAAAAAAAAUAGGCCUAUGUUUUACUGAAACACCACGUUUGGGUAACCGGAAUAAGGCAACAAUAUAUUCAACUGUUUCUCUUGACGUUUGUUCCCUGUGAGUCAUUCAAAUGGACAAUAAACAUUCACAAGCGAAGGCAGAGACGGAACAGGAGACCCGUCCGCCCGCUAAAGACUCACCUUUCUCUAUCAAAAACCUGCUCAACUUCGACAGUAAACCUUCCAAACCGAAGACGCUGCUUGCCACCACCAAAGGACUAUUGGAAGGAGGUUUCUCUCUCUCCCGGAUCGGUGAUUUAACUUUUCCUAGUUUUGACAUCCCAGCCCAGAGAUUUGGAUUAUCGGCGCACUAUUUGGAACGACCGUCGGCGUGGUGGUAUCCCUACGCGCUUGGCACAUCGGGACACCAUCUAUACAGGACCGGAGGGUUUGAGAAGGCCGUCGUGAGAGACACACCAUCAACAGGCGGGGAGCGAGGCACACCGGAGCUGCUGCGAAAAUCACCCGACCAAGAGGACGACAAAAACAAAAGUACUGAUGAUGUCGUUCUGGAGGAGAGUGAUGGGGAUGAACCAAAGAAGGAAGUAGAGUUGGUGAAUGACUGGAGGAAAAUUAAAGACGAGGACUCGGAUAAAAAACCGUGUCGGAAAAAGAAAACGCGGACAGUCUUUUCAAGGAGUCAGGUAUUUCGGUUGGAGUCAACGUUCGAUAUGAAACGGUACCUCAGUAGCUCGGAACGGGCAGGCCUGGCGGCAUCCCUACACCUCACAGAGACCCAGGUGAAAAUCUGGUUCCAGAACAGAAGGAACAAGUGGAAACGUCAGUUGGCCGCGGAACUCGAAGCGGCCAAUCUGAGCCACGCCGCGGCCCAGAGGAUAGUCCGCGUUCCCAUAUUGUACCACGACAACACCGGCUCAGAAACGGGCAGCGCUGGGAACGUGUCAGUCAGUCAGUCGCUACUAACAUUCCCUCAUCAAAUGUACUAUUCACAUCCACUAGUCACAUCCGUGCCGCUCCUGAGACCAGUUUGAGAGACUCAUUUAUUGUGUUGAUAUUUAUGUAUUACAAACAUUAUUAGGCCUAUUUUUAUUUAUUUUUAAUCUAUGAUAAUAGUUGGUGUUGGUUAAAAGGCUUUGUAUAUUGUACAGGUCUAUUAUGACAAAUGUUGUAUUUAUUAUAAUUAUUAUUUCUAUUUUUGUGUCCAAAACUGAAAUAUUUCCUCCUAAUCAAAUAAUUUCAUAUUAAAUCGUUGUGCGUCCAAAGUAAUCUGAACAUUUGGCAUUGAUGU